Alosa sapidissima (American shad) is the source of this 1821-nucleotide messenger RNA. Its product is annotated as histamine H3 receptor. Gene Ontology annotation, molecular function: histamine receptor activity. Gene Ontology annotation, cellular component: membrane. The record is from RefSeq and is a predicted model, not a curated record. NCBI's taxonomy places the organism in Eukaryota, Metazoa, Chordata, Actinopteri, Clupeiformes, Clupeidae. The coding region runs from base 508 to 1821 and encodes 437 amino acids. Gene Ontology annotation, biological process: adenylate cyclase-activating adrenergic receptor signaling pathway. The transcript has 3 exons.
UUUUCCAUUUGUCUACGUUAUUCUCUUGACUAAGUCAGCAGGUGAACUUCACGUGAGAUGACACGGCAUGAGAAUCCAACAGGUGCAACAGGUACACUCAGGAUCAUUCUUGUCUAACGUUUUGCCUUGGAGACGAUUCUUAUCGUUCGUCAUACUGUAAGUCCGCCUAGAAAGAAGAGAGCCGUGUCUGUCAGCAUUGGGUUUUCCAGUUACGCAUACGCAAGAGCGUGUUCGGGUUGCUGCACUGAAAAUCGCACGGAAUUUAACAAGGGUCAGACCAGUGACUGGGAACCCAAUGCAUACUAACAAUGUUAAGGAUAAUAUUGCAAGAGUGCUGCUAAUAUUCAGAUAUCUUGGUGUUCUGAUGUGUGCGUAUUAAAAUGUUUUUUUUUUUUUCACUAUAUCGAGCGGCAAACCCAUGUAAAUGGUGGGGUGACAAUUCUGCAACUUGGGAAGACGAUCAGUAAUGUCUUCUGUUAAUAAACCGGGAUUGCUGCCUUGACCACGAUGGGAACCUGUGAACCUGAGCAGAACGCAAGCUGGAACUUAACUCCUGGUUACUCUACAGCAGACGGAAGCGAGAACGCUACUGCGCUCUCAGGAUACAUUUUGGUGAUCCUGACUAUCUUAAUGGUAACACUUAUAGUUAUAGUGGUGGGUGGCAAUGCGCUCGUUAUACUGGCUUUUAUCGUGGAUAAGAGUCUCAGAAAUCAAAGCAAUUACUUCUUUUUGAACCUGGCCAUCUCUGAUUUCCUUGUUGGGGUGUUCUGCAUUCCCAUCUACAUCCCGUAUAUCCUCACCGGACACUGGAUGCUGGGCCGUGGCCUGUGCAAGCUGUGGUUGGUGGUAGAUUAUCUCCUCUGCACAGCCUCCGUCUUCAACAUCGUCCUCAUCAGCUAUGAUCGCUUCCUGUCUGUCACACGCGCGGUACGAUAUAGAGCCCAGCAGGGCAUGACCAAUCAGGCGGUGGGGAAGAUGCUGAUGGUUUGGGUGCUGGCCUUCCUCCUCUAUGGCCCUGCCAUCAUAUUUUGGGAGCAGGUGGCGGGCAAGAGUAUCGUUCCGGAGGACCAGUGCUUCGCUGAGUUCUACUGCACCUGGUACUUCCUGCUCAGUGCGUCCACCUUCGAGUUCUUCUCGCCGCUGGUGUCAGUGGCCUUCUUCAACUUCAGCAUCUACCUGAACAUCCACCGCAGGGAGAAGAUCAGGGGCAGGGUCGGCCACAAGGGGAGGGGGGAGCUGGCCGAGGAGCGAUGGAGGGACUCCACCGGAGGUGCGUCGGCUGUGUUCUUCAUCAAAACACGCAAAGUGUCGUCCAGCGAGCCGGCGGCCGUGUCUGCGGUGAUCGAGGAGGACGAGGAGUUGUCGCCAUCGUCCAGUGGCGAGCCCAGCAGCAACCAAUCGGUGAGCUUCUCCAUGAGGAAGACAAAAGGCAGGAGGAAGAUCACCGGAGGCUGGACUCGGUCCUGCUCGGGCGCCGCGCCGAGCCACUCGUCCUCGUCCAACGCCCCCUGCAGAGACGGGGGGCAUUCGAGGCUGUCGCGCGACAAAAAGAUCGCCAAGUCACUGGCGGUGAUCGUGUGUGUCUUUGCCUUGUGCUGGGCACCCUACACACUGCUCAUGAUCAUCCGUGCGGCCUGCAGUGGGACGUGCGUGGAGCACCACUGGUACGAGGUGACCUUCUGGCUCCUGUGGCUCAACUCAGCCAUCAAUCCCUUCCUAUACCCUCUGUGCCACAGCAGUUUUCGCAGGGCCUUCGCCAAGAUACUCUGCCCCAAGCGCCAGUCCGUUCAGCCACACGCGAUUAUCCAUUCCAGCCAGUGA